Molecule: messenger RNA, 1887 nt
Organism: Anastrepha obliqua
Lineage: Eukaryota; Metazoa; Arthropoda; Insecta; Diptera; Tephritidae
Product: E3 SUMO-protein ligase ZBED1-like
Exons: 3
Coding region: 16-1887 (623 amino acids)
Molecular function (GO): protein dimerization activity; DNA binding
Source: RefSeq, a predicted model, not a curated record
CAGGCAGUGGUUAUAAUGGAUAAAUAUCUUAGAGCUUCAAAUGGGCAAGGUUGUAGUGCGGCAACCAUUGAAGAAAAAGAGCAAGAGGAAGAGCCGCAAGCCAAAAAGGCGCGAUAUGGUCAGUCCAAUGUGUGGAAUUUUUUUAAUAAGUCCUCGGAUGGCAAGACUGCCAAAUGUUUAAAAUGUGGUAAAAUUUAUCAAACCAGCGGAAACACCACCAACAUGGCGGGACAUUUAAAGCGGGUACACCCAACGUUAACGGUGAGUGAGUUGCCAAAGGCUUCAGGACAUAUGGCGGCUUAUUUGGAUAAAAAAUAUGAAGCCUCAUCGAAACGGAAGAGAGAUUUGGACAGCGCAUUGUUAAAUUUCAUUUGCUCCGAUUUACGUCCAUUUUACAUUGUAGAAAACGAGGGAUUUAAGCAAUUUAUAAAUGCUUUGAAUCCCCGAUACGAAUUGCCUUCACGAUCAACAAUGCUUUCAACAUGUUAUAAUAAUUUAUUCAUGAACAUGAGAAUGAAACUGAAAAGCAUUUUGCAAGAAGUGGAAUAUUGCGCUGUGACAACCGACUGUUGGACAUCUCGAGCCAACGAGGCUUAUUUGACCGUAACUUGCCAUUUUAUAGAUCUAGAUUUUAAACUUCGCACAGCAGUACUUUCGACUAGUAAGUUACAGAAUGAGAAAAAUCAUUCUGCAGAAAACAUUGCGAACUCUCUAUGUGCAGUGCUAAUUGAAUGGGAAGUUAUGGACAAAGUUGCAGCCAUUGUUACCGAUAGCGCAAGAACAAUGAUAAAAGCAUGUGAGAUAUUGCAAAAAAGACAUGUGCCAUGCUUUGCGCAUGUUAUUAAUUUAAUAGUUCAACAAUGCCUGAAUCAAGAGAAAAUAAAAGUUAUUAUGGGGAAAUGCAAAAGUAUUGUGGGAUUUUUUAAGAAAAGCACAGUAGCUUACGCCAAGUUUAAAGAAGCUCAAAAUACAGAGAAGCCAUACAGUUUAAAGCAAGAAUGUCCUACAAGAUGGAAUAGCGCAUUUCAUAUGAUUGAAAGAAUUCUUAAAGCAAAUGAUGCUAUAAGCAGUGUUCUUCUUUCAACCCCAAAGGGACUUGCCCCGUUUUCGGCUGACGAAAUUUUAAUUUUAAAAGACAUAAAAAUUUUAUUGCAACCUUUUGAAUGUGCAACAUUGCAAACUUCUUCGCGAACGUUGGUCACGGUAUCAUUAAUAAUUCCUAUAACUUGCGGACUUCUGCAUAAUUUGCAAUUGUUAAAAAAUGACCUAAAAAUAGUUGAAGGUCGCGAAAGCUGCAAUUGCUUAUUGGAGGGCAUAUCGUCCAGACUACUGCAAUAUGAAAUUCGCAAUGUUCCUCGAGUGGCAACUUUGCUAGAUCCUCGGUUUAAAAAAGAAGCGUUUCACUCACCAUUUAACAUCACUGAGGCUCAAAAACUCUUGGAAAACGAGCUUUCUUUUUUCAACGCACAGAAGUCUCGCCCUUGCGACGAACCACGCCUGCCAACAUCAACCUCCACAUCGCAGACAUCCCUUUUUCAAUUUUUGGAAAAAAACAAAAGUUUGAAACAUAAAACUAAUACAGUGGAUUCCAUAUUGUCAAUUCGUCAAUAUUUUAAUCUAGACAAUUUGGAAUCAAACUCCAACCCUUUAGAUUAUUGGAAGAUCUCAUCAGAUAAAUCAUUUCAGCAUUGCUGCAAAAAAUAUUUCUGCGUUCCAGCAACUUCGACAGAAAGCGAACGUAUGUUCAGUAAGGCUGGAAUCGUUGUAAGCGAAAAAAGAAGUUCGCUUCAGUUUAAACAUGUUGACAUGCUACUUUUUAUCAAUCGGAACAAGUGGAUCUCUGAACAGCAAUUAUUGUUUUAUAGUUUUAAGUUUGAAAAAGAUUGA